AUUUCCAAACUCCACGAGUGCAGCUACGUACAGCUCGCGGUGAAAUAGAGAAAUGCCCGCCGCUCCAGCUCGCGGCAGCUUCCUCUACACGUACGUGCUGAUCGAUCGACCCAACGCCUCCCCCUUCACGCCACGCACGUCCUUCUCCAUCCUUGUUUAAUUUCCACACUCCCUUCCUCCUACUUAAUUCACAUCCGCCACGCAGCGCUCGCUGAGCUCCUAAUUAACAUUCCGCCUUGAUCAAACACACACGGGCCACGAGGGGCUAGUUAUUAGGCAGCGGUUUGAUUUGACCGUAUCGCCGCUAGCUAGCUAGCUCCCGCGACAUCAUCCCGUGUGGAAACUGGAAACCAUGGAGAUGGAGGCCGGCUCGUCGAGCUCGCUGCGGCGCAGGCUGCGUGCCACGGUGUGCUGCUGCUUCGGCCUCGGCUACGGCGGUUACGGCGGCUACCGGGCGCGGCGGGAGGGCGCUGGCGGGGAGUUCCGGUACGACUCGCUCAGCUACGCGCUCAACUUCGACGAGGGGCCCGACGACCUGGAAGACGACGCCGGCGCCGGCCUGCUCUGCCGGAGCUUCUCCUCGCCGCCCCGGGCCCUCGCGCGGACGCCCGCCGCCGCGUAGCUAGCCCUGUGCGUCGGUCCAGUAGAGCUUGUAUGUCAGUGAUCGACAUAUUCAUAUGAUUUCCUAGUACGAUUGUUUGCGCCGUAUCCAUAUGAGAUUAAUUAAAUUGAAUUGAAGACCUUGGUUCAUUCCUAUUGUGCAACCUGUAUCAGAUGUUUAAUGAAGGAUCCAACUUAAGAAUUCUGAUUCAA
Messenger RNA from Brachypodium distachyon (stiff brome), 813 nucleotides. RefSeq lists its product as uncharacterized. The record is from RefSeq and is a predicted model, not a curated record. The transcript has a single exon. NCBI's taxonomy places the organism in Eukaryota, Viridiplantae, Streptophyta, Magnoliopsida, Poales, Poaceae. Bases 353 to 622 code for a protein of 89 amino acids.